AUGGUUCUAACCACCACGUUCAGCCCGGAUCCGUCGUGCUAUGCACCGUCGAAUCUGUGGCUCGGCGGCAACAACAACUAUGGAUGUGGCACAUACUAUGAACCAUUCGCGUCCCGACCGACCGCCGCGGUCUCAGUCCAUGACUGCGCCUUUCCCCGCCUGGGCCCUAAUACCGUCGGCCCGGAUUCACGGAGCGCGUAUGACUGCUAUCAGAACAACCCUUACACCAGUGCCUAUACGGCGUACAGCGACUGCCCGGAGGGCAUGACGGGCGUGGACACGAAGACUACCGCGUGGGCUUAUGGACUGACAAUUGUUGGUACGACCUGCUGUCCGACUGCCUAUGACUUUGUGGGUCCCGAUUUCACGCCGACUGCGCUCCCCAGCGUCAUUCAUGGCACCACCUUCCCGGUCACCUUUCCCACGGCGGGCAUGUGCAAGGCUACGUCGAUCCAGAGCCUGUCCGACCAGACGGUGACCUUGACGGCUACCGCUUCCCCGCUCUCCACAACCGAAAUCGCCUGGGACUACGACAACGGUUUCCUCGUGGCCGAACCGGCCCGGAUCUACCAGACCCUCUACCCGGACAUCGAACCGGGCACCACCUCGACCUGCUGGGGCCGUUGCCCGAGCCAGAGCUGGUCCUCCACCGGCCCUGGCCCAACCCCCGCGCCCACGGGUACCUACGUCCCGCCCCCGUCCGCGGCCGUCACCCAAUUCGCCCCGGCCCCGACCUGCCUGGACGAAUCCAACCUCUGGAUCAUCUCUGCCAGCUGCUACCUCAACGACGGUGGGCCGAUAGCCAGCCCCCCCUGGAUCCAAUGCACCUACACCGAGCUCGGCGCCCCCAACCCGUCCGACUCGGCCUGCUACCAACAAUCCACGGCCACCACCGUCGACAACACCAAGGCCUACUACUCCGACUGUCCGGCGGGCUACACUCCUGCCGCCACCACCCUGUACAAACCCUUCGACCUGCCCCUCUACGAAAGCGUCAAAACCGAAACCUUCGACGUCGUCGUCACUGCCUACACUUGCUGCCCGCAAGCCGCCUCCGUAGUCGACGACGCCGGUUCCGCCCACCCCAUCCCCUUCACCACCACCGACUACGACGGCUUCAAAACCGUCCACGACGGCCAAACCCACAGCGUCUUCAUGUAUGUGGUCCCCCGCUGCGUAGCAACACACAUCUCCGCCCUCGACCACAAAACCGUCACCCUCGGCCUGUACAGCGACGGCCGCGUCUGGGACAAGCGCGAUGUCUCUCCGGCUACCACGGCCCCGGCGGGUCUCGGCAAACGCCAGCUGAACCCGCCGUCGGAACCGUUAGGCACAACGCAGGCCGUCUGGGACGCCGAGCACGAUUUGUUGUUCGCCAACGUCCAACAGGUAUCGUGGACUGUGUUCCACGGAACCUACACGUGCUAUGAAGGGUGUGAUGACUACUUUACGUAUUCGUAUCAUAACACUGAUCCGAAUUACACUCCGUCUACCACUACCACGACUAGCGCUACUACGCCCCCGACAACUACGGGUGGUGGCACGGCGGGCGCUACGGAGAAGUUGCCCGAUACUGUCACGCCUUCGCUGUCCACCGGCGUUGCCGCUCGCGUCUUAGCUCGCGGUGGGACCAGGGGCCCGGUGGCGGGGAUGCCUGCUGUGGCGCUGGUGGUUGUUACUGUGUUGCAGGUUGUUGUGGUUGGGGCUUUGGCUUAA
Messenger RNA from Dichotomopilus funicola, 1716 nucleotides. RefSeq lists its product as uncharacterized. Bases 1 to 1716 code for a protein of 571 amino acids. The transcript has 2 exons. The record is from RefSeq and is a predicted model, not a curated record. NCBI's taxonomy places the organism in Eukaryota, Fungi, Ascomycota, Sordariomycetes, Sordariales, Chaetomiaceae.